AUGUUUAAGAAAAUCCGAGGAUUCCGGGACAUAGUGCCUCCAAACAAUCGGCUCCAGAGAUCACGUGAUAUUUCCUCGUACUGGCCGGAUAUAGCAAACGACAAGCUUCAGCCCAUAGGUAAUGAUGACGUAUAUCAGGAAGAGGACUUCCGGGUGUUUAGAGGGAAUGGGAAUGUCUUUCUUCCUCCUACGUCUACAUCUGGACCUGUCAUGUACACCGAAAGUACUCAACCCCCCAGGACUAGACCUGCUAUAUACACUGAGAAUACUCAACCCCCCACAACAAGACAUGCUAUAUAUACAGAAAGUUCUCAACCCCCAACAAGCAGACAUGCUUUUUACACCGAAAGUACUCGAACCCCAACAACUCAGAAAGACAGGAUAAUAGCCACUACCCAACCUUUUGUUGUUACAAAAGAGGAGGAAUCAGUUACAAAAACCAUUGCAAAGGAAAUUGUUGGGGAACACAAAAUUGAGACUUUUUCAGGUUCUGAUAAAAGUCAGCAUAAACUUCCUAUACACUAUAAUGUUCUUAACCCGUUCACAGAAAGUGUGCCAGAUAGAAGCUCCUCGCAACCCAGUAUAGCUACGAAUCCAAGGAAAAGCAACGACUCUCAAGAUCUGGUUGUUUCCUUCGUAAAAUAUAACAAGACUUCGUUGUCUAAUUUCAGUUUCGAAGACAAGAAACUAUCAGAAAAUAUCAAAGAUAUCAACAUUCAAAGCUCGAUUGACGAAACUUUGAAAGGAAAGAGAAAGAAGUCCAAGGAACCUGUACAUAUCGUGAUUCACAAGUUUCCAUACAAUAUUUCAGAUGAUUUGUUCAAAAAAGGAAACAAACGAUCUAGAGGGAAGAAGCAUAUCAACCAUGGACAAUUGUAUAAGCAUUUACUUCAACUAACAAAACCAAUUCCACUUAAUCAACUCACAAUCAAAAGAGCAGGGGUACAAGUUUUAAAUAAAAACGAAAACGUAGUCAAUAGAUAUAAACAAAUUAAAAAAACAACACCAUUAGGGAGGGAAGAGGAAUCUAUUUCAACCAGUACAACACCAGAACACCAAAAAGUACAAGAAAUAAAUGUUUCUUCUAGAUUUAACUCAAACACAGAAACUGAAUCAACGACAAAUAGUGUUGUUGAUGUAAACAUCCGUAACACAAGUAAGUCGGACAGAAAACAAGCCAAUAACGCUCAAAAUAACAAAUAUAUAUCUAAAGUUAGCACCUCGAGGUCACAAGAGAAGUCAAACACUGGACACAGACCUACAACAAUUUCAGCCAAAACUAUCGACUCUACAGUGUUUUCAGAGGAAUUAAAAUCUAAAAAUAACCCAUCACUUUCAACCAUUAAGAAAAAAGGGCACACAACAGGACCAGUUUUCAAGCCAUCUUCUUCAACUAAAUCAAAGAGUACCCGCCGACUAGACACAGCCUUUCAACGAUUUGUGACUACAAAUAGUCCAAACAAUCAGGAAACUACAGUUCAAACAACAAUGCUCUUGACUACUCCUAAUCGGCAUAAAAUCAGUUCUACCCAAAUUAAUAACACAACAGCUAAACCAAAAACAUUAAGUGCUGAAGAAAUACUGACAACAAAUGAAGAAGUAACUGUAUCAAAUAGUGUUAAGAACGGUCCUGAAACAUUUUCUGCAGUUUUGUCGGCUGGAAAACAGGAUGAAGUAAAAAUGGCUCAUGUCGUUUCGACACUGGACGAUAAUGUAAGAAAAAAUGUCGACAAGACCAUAUUACCCUCGAACACGACUGUGAAAGUUAACGAAACACAAAAUAAUGCAAACAAUACUUUCUCGGGAGGAGAUAGUUUUGAUCUGGAUGUCAUGAGUGAUUACAUUGAAGAAUUCGUUCAUUUGAAAAAUGCAACAAAAAACAAAAACCACAGAUACGUCAACGUAAACAACGCAGAAGGUUUUGAAAAACAAAAUGUAGUAGGUAUUAAAAUUGAAGAGGAGAAACUGAAACUUCUCACUACAAAAAUAGAGAAUAAAAAGAGUUCGUUCGAUGAUUUUAAGAUGACUAGUUUGAGAGGUAAUGGAGGUAGCAUGUCACCAACAAAGACAGAUCCUGCCGAGAACAUCUUAAAACAUACACAGUCAGCUUCUCAGCAAUCGACAACACCGCCAGUAAAACUAACGACAGAGGUGUUGCUAUCUCAAGUAAAUGCAACCAAGAACGAAGAUUACCUUACAAAAGGAAUAACUCCAAAGCCCAUGAAUGAAGCUGUACCUAAGAAGAACACAAUUAAAACAUUUUCUGAUAAAGCACCUCCUGCUGUGACAAAUGCAACUAGUACCUCCUUCUGUGACAAAUACAACUGUGGGUAUCUUGAGGGAUGUUACAAGAGGAAGGAAACACGUAACAAUCAAAGUCAAAAGUGA
Molecule: messenger RNA, 2388 nt
Organism: Magallana angulata
Lineage: Eukaryota; Metazoa; Mollusca; Bivalvia; Ostreida; Ostreidae
Exons: 2
Coding region: 1-2388 (795 amino acids)
Source: RefSeq, a predicted model, not a curated record